CAGACCUGGGAAAACAGAGCAGAGCACAGAAAGAGACUAACAGAGGAGAGAACGCAACAGAGAUGAGUCGGACAGACAAAGAAGCGCCUCGGCCACCCUGCCACCGGAAUCGCUACCCUGUUGCAAAGGACUUCAAAAGGUGUGCAUGAGAAUAAAUGCUGUGAGAUCUAGAGGAGAGCAACAAGAGCACAAACUCCUGCAAAGGGGCUCGCUUUGGUCAGUGCAGGGGUCAACAAGACUUCAGCUGCUGUCAGAGACUUUUCUGAGGUUACUGACCAGAACUUAAAUACUCUUUACCUUUGGAUUUUUACCCAGAGAUUAGAUUUUUUUUUCUUGUUGCAUGAGCUCAUCCAUAGACCACCCUAGAGGGCAUAAACCAAAGAUCUGUGGCUUAUUUCUCCCAUGGCGAGCAUUUGGAUCUCUCAAGUGGGAACCAUUUGCACCUCCAAAAUUCUGUUCUUGCUCUUUUCAAUCCUUCUGCUCCAGGGGCCUCUCUGUGUAGAGAGCAACCCCAUCUCCAGCUCUCAUCAGAGGCAUCGUCCUGCUCCGGGGCUGGGGGACGGGCAUGGAGGGGUGGUGGAUCCAUCGUUACUGGAGCAGGAGAACAAUGUGGACAUGCAAAGUCUGCUGGAGACCCUCAAGGAACAGUUUCUGCGCACUUUCAACCUCUCUGGCCAUCCACCCUUGCCUCCUGGAAGUACAAGACUGGAGCCACCUGAAUACAUGAUGGAACUUUAUAACCGCUUUGCUAAUGACCGCACUGCAAUGCCAACCGCCAACAUCAUCCGCAGCUUCAAAAAUGAAGAUUCAAACCCAAGCGUGGUGGGUGUUGGAAAAGUGAGGCGCCACCCACUCCUCUUCAAUGUGUCAGUCCCCCAUCAUGAACGCAUCACAGCAGCUGAGCUUCGCCUGUACACUCUAGUCCAGACUGACCGCCACCUCUAUGCUGGUGUUGACCGCAAGGUCACUAUCUAUGAAUUGGAAUCACAUGACUUGUUUGACAAUACAACUAAUGUAAAGUCAGUGAGAGCAGAUAAUUUCAGAGGAACAGAGGAGCGGAUAGAACUGGUGGAACUGGCAUCCCGUCAGGUUUAUGGCACAGAUAAUGGCUGGGAGGCAUUUGACCUCACUGCUGCUGUUCAGCGCUGGCCCAGAUCAGAAGGUGGCACGACACACCGUUUGGAAGUGCAUAUUUCUAGCAUUGCUAAUGAAGAGAAUACUCAAGGUAUGAAAGAUGAUUUCAAAGACGGGAGUCCAUCUGAAGGGGACAUGAAGAUUGACAACAGCCCAGAGGAAAAGCAUAAACCCCUGCUGAUUGUUUUCUCUGAUGAUCAGAGCAGCGAUCACCGAGAUGACAAGCGUGAGCUGAACGAGAUGAUCGACCAUGAAACCUCUAACACAGUAUUGCAGAAUGACCUGAAUGGGCUGUGGGGUGAGCUGGGAAGAGACAUGGAAGGCGAUCCAGAUGAAGAAGACCUCAUCCAGAUGCGGUCAAACCUCAUCUACGACACAGCAUCACGCAUCCGUCGCAAUGCCAAAGGAAACCACUGCAAAAAGCAAUCUCUUUAUGUUGAGUUCAAGGAUAUUGGCUGGGACAGUUGGAUUUUGGCACCCACUGGUUAUGAUGCCUUUGAGUGCACUGGCGUUUGUUCCUAUCCUUUGACGAAGCACGUUACACCCACAAAGCAUGCAAUUGUCCAGACACUGGUCAAUAUCAAUAGUCCUCAAAAGGUAGCAAGAGCAUGUUGUGUGCCCACCAAGCUGGACCCCAUCUCUCUGCUUUAUCUGGACGACACAGGGGUGGUCACCUACAAGUACAAGUAUGAGGGCAUGGUGGUUGCCGAGUGUGGUUGCAGAUAGACCGCUGUGUCAGAGUUAAACUCUUCAUUAAGUCUUACCACAAGAGGAAGGACACAAAACUAACAAUAAGCUGCAAGGAGAUGAGCCAAGGAUAUUUUCAAUAAAAGAAAGGGACAGUUAUUGGAAUCUCUGUGAAGGUUACUCAGUGAGACUGGAAGUUUUCAUUCACUAUUGAUUAAACUAUGAGCACUCCAGGUGGACAAGCGUAUUUUUUUACCAUAAGAUACAAACAAAUAUUUCAUCUUAUGCAGAAAAACAUGAAUAUCAGUUGUCACAAGUCAGAAAAUGGAGUCAGUAGAGCUGAGGAGCAGAUCUACAGUCAGCAUACCCAUCAUGAUGUAAAGGUAUGCUGUCAUACCCACUAAAAGACAAAAAUUCCCAAAGAACUGAGCCUAUCCUUCAAUCUUUGCAGCUUGAUGGGAACUCGUGCUUCAGUUGUUCUCCUCCCUCUCCUUUCCCCUGACAUCUGUCUUCCUCUCCACUUAUCUCUGGCUUUCCCACUCAGUGCAAGCACUAAUCAGCACUUCAUGUGCCUUGCUGCAAUGAAAUGACCUCCCUGAGGCAACCUGGCAAGCCAUGAACUCUCUAGGCCCACCUCCUGUCUCCUGCAGCCCCCUGAUACGUGAGCACUGUGCAAUGGGUCCAAGUGGCAGGCUUAUCUAUCUCAACCCUGUUUCCCACUUCACAUGCCUCUUUUCCAUCCCCCCCGACUUACUGUGAUAGUAAGGUGUCGGGGGUUAAGAAACAUGUAUGCCAGUACUCAUGUUUUGAGGACUCAAAGCCAUUCUGGGCAACAUUUGACGUGGUGGGAAGGAGGCUGGGGGUCAUCCACAUUCCUUGGCAACUGUUUCAACUGACUGACCGAGCACUGUGUGCCCCCUGCAUAUCUUCAACAGAGUCAUCCAUCACAUCUAAAAAAAAAACUUUUUGGAACCCUAUUGCCUGAACAAAGAUCAAAAGAGGCCACACUGUCACGUUAUGGAUACCCAAAGGAAUUACUUUCUUUUGUUAUAAGCCUUUUGAUACCUCUGCUGCUUGUGUCAAAUAAAAGACUAUUUAUUGUUUUAAUUUAUUAAUUUUUACAACAGAGUAAAUGACUAUAUAUGUAAAUUUGUAAUUUUAGCAGGUUUUAUAACCAUGACAAUGCAUUUGCAGCAAAAAUGAAUUUUGUUGGGAAGAUAAAUGACAAUAAUUUGUGCAACAAUAAAAACCUACUUAACAAAUAACAACUGUUUCAGAAAAUGUGCACGCAGUCUUUAAAGAAGAU
Messenger RNA from Melanotaenia boesemani (Boeseman's rainbowfish), 3127 nucleotides. It is a transcript of the gene bmp10, whose product is annotated as bone morphogenetic protein 10. The transcript has 2 exons. Gene Ontology annotation, molecular function: growth factor activity; cytokine activity. The record is from RefSeq and is a predicted model, not a curated record. Gene Ontology annotation, biological process: SMAD protein signal transduction; BMP signaling pathway. Lineage: Eukaryota; Metazoa; Chordata; Actinopteri; Atheriniformes; Melanotaeniidae. The coding region runs from base 403 to 1860 and encodes 485 amino acids. Gene Ontology annotation, cellular component: extracellular region.